Molecule: messenger RNA, 2614 nt
Organism: Leptosomus discolor (cuckoo roller)
Lineage: Eukaryota; Metazoa; Chordata; Aves; Leptosomiformes; Leptosomidae
Source: RefSeq, a predicted model, not a curated record
AGAUCGAAAAUUAUAUAAACUGGGACUAAAAGGAUUUUACGUCAAAGAUGACAAUGACAGUACAGGAGAGGAACAAGCAUCUGAGGAGGAGAACCGUUGUCCCAAUGUGACCUUAAAGGUGGAUGCUAAUCAUGCUCUCGACCUGGAAGAAGUUGAACUAGACUCAGAGGCUGAGCUUAUGAAGAGUAUGGGAUUGCCUCUUCAGUUUGGUGGGCAGUCAGCCCACAGGGACUUUGUGGCAACAGAAAAUUACAGAAAGAGAAUUAACAUGAAGAUUAUGAAAAAGAAAAAGAAGUCCGUUUCUGGUGAGCUGUCCCUGGCUGCAGAGCAACAUGAGAAGAGCAGCAAACCUCAGGUUGUAAGUGAAGGGAACUGUGAAUGUUCAGAAAGUCCUGCAAAUGAGGCUUUACCCAGCGAACUUAAAGAAAAAUGGGAGAAGUACUGGAAUGAGUACGGAGAGGGCCUUCUUUGGCAAAGCUGGCUGGAGAAGCAUCAAGGGGUCUCAUCAUCUGAGGCCACCACAGCCUCUGAGCCUUGGAACAGUCCGGACACCAGGGAAGAGUGGGAGCAGCAUUACAGCGAACUGUACUGGUAUUACUGGGAGCAGUUUCAGUACUGGACAAGUCAAGGAUGGACUACUGAGAGCUCACACGGUGACAACGUGGAAGCUGAUGGGGUUACCCAGGAGACGGGUCUUUCGGGAAAAAAGGACUUGGUUAGCCCAGGGGCCGGUUGCAGUGAAGUGCUGCGCUUGGAGCUGUCUCCCGCUAACACCAGAAGUGAGGAAACACUCCCUUCAGGUGCUGAGCCCCACAGCGAAAUAAUCUCUGGGAUUUGUAAUUUAAAUCUGAAUUUGGAGGAGGUGGAGCAGAGCAGUGCAGCUCUAACAGUAGCACAGCAAGGUCCUCAAGAACAUAGUUCAUCCGACAGUGAAAGCCAGAAGGAGCCCUGUGAUGGAGGAACCAGGAAAAGGAGUGCAUCUUGUGGAAAUAGAAGUAUUAACCAGUCAGGCUCACAGGGGUCAUGUAGCUCGAAUUCAAAUGACAAAGAACAGUUGCUGCUUCAUGACCGAGAUGAAGAUGAGGACGAAGAGCCUCCUGAAUACAGACAUGCCAAAGUCAAGCGAAGCCAUGAACUGGAUGUGGAUGAGAACCCGGUGGAAGAUCCUGGGGAAACCUGCUCUGUCUUGGGUUUCAAGUGUGGCACAGGACAAAAGUAUGGUGGAAUCCCAGAUUUCACCCACCGAAGUGUGCAGUACUUGGAGAAGAAAGCGAAACUCAAGUCCAAGUUCUUGGAUAUGCGUAAACCAAGGAAGAGCAAAAACACACACAUCUUCUUUACAGAGGAAUCGGAAACGUCUUGCAAAAAAAGUAAAACUUUGAAGAAGGUGGAAGAGUUCCUGAGGCGAGUUAGUGAAGCUGGGGAGGAAACCCCGUCCCAGGCAGCCUCCCCGCGGGGCAAAGCGGAGACAUUGUCUGCGAGCAGCGACUCGGAGAAUCGGGAAGGCGUGACUGCUGCUCAGCCUGCAACGCUGGACGCUGGAAACGAAAAGCCACCGUCUUCCAGCGUGGCCUUCCCAGAACCUGGAGGGAGUAACCUCGAGGAGGAAGCGCAGGAGGUGGCCCCGAGCGGCUCCGAUGGCCAGGGCGCGGGGAGGCAGCUGGUUCCUCUGGAUAUUCCCGAUUAUCUCCGAGCAGAGACAGAGGAGGUCAGCCAAGCUGUAGAUGAAAAAAUUACCGCAAAGAAGAAGGAGAAAAAAAGGAGAAGAAAGAAUAAAAUUGGGCUGGGAGCUAUACCUGCCGAGAUUGCUGCCGAUCCAGAGCUGGCCAAGUACUGGGCACAACGCUACCGGCUCUUCUCUCGGUUUGACGAGGGAAUUAAACUAGACAGAGAGGGCUGGUUUUCUGUUACUCCUGAGAAAAUAGCCGAGCAUAUCGCCAUCCGUGUUAGUCAAUCGUUCAGCUGCGAUAUCAUAGUGGAUGCGUUCUGUGGGGUUGGAGGAAACGCUAUUCAGUUUGCGUUGACCUCAAAAAGAGUGAUCGCCAUCGAUAUCGACCCCGAGAAGCUCCGUCUCGCGCGCCACAAUGCCGAGGUGUACGGCGUGGCCGAGCGGAUCGAGUUUGUCUGCGGGGACUUCAUGGUGCUGGCUGCCGACCUGCAAGCAGACGUUGUGUUCCUCAGCCCGCCCUGGGGCGGCCCUGACUACGCCACUGCCGAAAUCUUCGAUAUCCAAACCAUGAUUUGCCCAGACGGAUUUGAAAUCUUCAGGCUCUCCAAGAAGAUCACCAACAAUAUCGUGUAUUUUCUACCUCGGAAUGCUGACAUUGACCAGGUGGCCUCCUUAGCAGGGCCGGGAGGGAAAGUGGAAAUAGAACAAAAUUUCCUCAAUAACAAACUGAAGACAAUAACAGCUUAUUUUGGUGAUCUAAUAAGGCAUGACAUCUCCUGAACUCCGUGUGGAUUCUUCCAAACCCAACCUCCCCGACUGCUGCUUUGCUUAAGCUUUUGUACAGCUGGCUGAUCAAAAAUGACUUCAAGCCAUUUUCUGCUUUUAAUUUCUGUUUACAAAAAAAAAGUGUUCCGUUUAUUGCUGCUGUCAAUAAAUGUUUUAUAA